This is a messenger RNA of Rotaria socialis, 1422 nucleotides long. Lineage: Eukaryota; Metazoa; Rotifera; Eurotatoria; Philodinida; Philodinidae. The record is from the annotation of a GenBank genome assembly.
AUGGCUUUCGCAAAAUGUCUGUUUUAUAUUCUCCUUCUAUAUGGAAUAGUUUCGUUAGCAUCAACCACAAAACGUCGUCCAUUAGUAUUUGUUUUAUGUUUAAAAGGUUUUCGAUGGGAUUUACCAUAUUCGUAUUCUCAUCUACCGCAUUUUCGUCGUCUUGCUGCAAUAGGUUCACGAGCAUUAUGGGUUGACUCAGAAUUUGGUGGUAGCCAAACGAACAUUCUUAGUCUUAUGUCAGGUCUUCAUGUUGAACAUCAUGGACGACGUGAUUUUAUUGAAACAAUACCUGUUAUCAAUGAACAUGUUGGUGGUCAUACACGUCUAUUUCAUUGGCCAUGGUUUGAUCGACAACGAAAUAAUUCACUUUAUGAACAUUUCCGUACGGGACGUAAAGGUCAGCCAGAAAUAAUUGAAUCUUAUUCAAAUCGUGGUCGAAUGUCUUUACAACGUCUUAUAAGACAUUUAACUUCAAUGACAAAUAGUUUAACCGAUGAUAAUGAUCGAACGAAUCUUGUGAUGAGCUUUAUUGAUGAACCAUUUAUAACAUUGAUGCGUCAUGGAAUGCAUUCUGAUGGCAUUCGUCGAACAAUGCUUAAUAUUGAUCGACUUAUUGGACGAUUAUUAUCAAUAACAACAAAGAAAAAUAUUAAUUUAGUUAUUCUUGGUGAUCAUGGCGUUGAACAACUUGAUUGCCGUCAAGCAAUUGAUUUAUAUAGUAUUAUAAAUCAAGUACAAUUAAAUUUUUAUACUGAUCAAUAUAGUGGCACUAGUUUUAGCUUUGUAGUUUAUCCAAAAUCAGAUUUUGCUCGACAACUUUUACUGGCUCAAUUUAAAAAGAUACCUGAUGAACAAAUACAAAUUCAUUUGAAUGAUAUCGAUCAAUUCCCACCGAAACUUCGAUUGCCAACCACCACUGAUAAGCCAUCGCCGAUUAUUAUAUUUGCAAAAGAAAAAUUUUAUUUUUCAUAUGAUACAGAACAAAAUUCAGAUCAUUGCGAAAAAACCGAUAAAAAUUGCGAACAAUCAGUCCUAGUCGAUCACAGCAAUGAUCCUCAUCGUCUUUCGAUGCGGACAGCUCUUUUUGGCGUUGGACCAUUCUUUAAAAAAGGAUAUAUCAACGAACCAGUUCUUAUGACAGAUGUAUAUGCACUAUUAAGACAAAUUCUUUGUCUUUCACCAUUUCCUUCGUCACGCGGAAAUUUAUUUCAUAUACAUAACAUGCUUGAUUUAACAUCUCUCUCAAAUACAUGUGCUCAUUUGUAUUUAUCAAGUCUCAAUAUGAUAAAAUCUGUUUCAUCACGAUCGAUUAUUCAAAAUACGACAAUCACUAAUGAAUUAACAUUAGUUUAUAUUAAUAUAACAGAAAAAUAUCGAAAACCAUCUCCUAAUAUUAUUAAAAUGCAGAUUACUAUCUAUUGA